AAGGCGCUAGAUAAGCGUGUCGCUAAAAGUACAUAUAUAAGAGCCGAGCUAUCGGUCGGAGAACCAGUCGAUCGCGAACUCCUGGCUCGACGAAAUCGUGCGGUAUCUUCCACCGAUUUCAAAUCGUUUUAUCGCGAUUGCCACCCGCGCGGGUGUUUUCUUUUUUUUUAUCAACUAUAGCCAUGGUGAUGUUGAUUUGAUAAAAAGAUUGUGGGUUGAAACAGCGAAAAGUGUACGUAAAAGAUUUGAUGUUCAAGGAUGAGUCCAACUCUGGACAAACGGAAGCAGCAGGAGGACGAGGGUCGGGUCUCGAAUAGACCGAAAAUCGAGACUUUCGAUGAUAUUCUGCCCUACAUCGGCGAGGCUGGACGCUACCAGUGGUUCCUGUUCUUCCUUCUGCUCCCCUUCACGUUGGUCUACGCUUUUUUGUACUUUGGGCAAUUCUUCAUGACCCUGCUGCCCGAGGAGUACUGGUGCAGGGUACCCGAGUUCGACAACACUAGUUUUACAAACGAGCAAAAGAUCGCGUUGUCCAUACCUCCGGCCAACAGCACCGAGGCUGCCUCGGAGUCACCUGUCCCGUACUCGAGAUGUAGGAUGUACCUUACGAAUUAUACGGAAGUGUUGUUGAAAAACUUGACCCAUGCAGAUCCGAAAUGGCCCAUUGGGGAAUGCAAAUAUGGCCACAGCUACGAUUUGACGAACGUGCCGUACAUGUCCAUCGCUUCGGAGGUGGAUUGGGUAUGCGGAAAAGCGUUCCUCGGCUCAGCAGCCCAAUCGGCCUUUUUCGCGGGCAGUAUAAUCGGUGGUCUUAUCUUCGGUUACAUAGCCGACCACUACGGCAGAUUACCAGCUCUGGUCGCCUGCAACAGCGUCGGUUUCUUUGCCUCGAUCGCCACGGCGUUUUGCCACAACUUCUGGACGUUCGCGCUGGCCCGAUUCGUCGUGGGCACUUCCUUCGACAACUGCUUCAACAUCGUCUUCAUCAUCGUGAUCGAGUACGUGGGGCCAAAGUACCGGACGCUCAUAGCCAACAUGUCCUUUGGGAUCUACUUCGCGAUAGCCUCGGCUCUCCUUCCCUGGAUCGCCUACUGGAUCAGGGACUGGAAGAUGCUGAGCGUACUGAGCGCGCUGCCGCUCGUCGUGGCCUUCGUCACCCCCUGGAUCGUUCCCGAAAGCGCUAGAUGGUACAUAACGAACGGCCGAGUGGACAAGGCCGUGGAGAUGCUGAAGAAGUUCGAGAAAGUGAACAAGAAGAGCGUGCCACCUGAGGUUUACGAGGAAUUCGAGAGGAGCAGCCGUGCCACGCUGGGUGGAACCGAGCAGGGCAACAACCACACGGUCCUCGAUCUCUUCAAACGAAUGCGCCAGGCUCGCAUUACCAUUGUCCUCGUUGUUAUGUGGUUACUGAUUGUUUUCGUGUUCGACGGCCACGUGUGGAACAUGAAGCUCCUGCACUCGGACGUUUUCACGUCGUUCUCCUUGGCUGCCAUGACGGAACUACCAGCAGCCAUAAUAUUGGCCCUGUUUUUGGACAGGUGGGGCAGACGCUGGAUGGGAUUUAUGUUCAUGUUUCUGUGCGGUGUAUUCUCCUUCGUCGCCGUUGGACAGGCCAAGGGAGCUCCAGCCAUGACGAUGGCCAUUAUCGCUCGCCUCGGUGUCAACGUCUCGACUAACAUAGCUUUCCAGUGGGCGGCCGAAAUGUUGCCAACUGUAGUCCGGGCUCAGGGUAUUUCACUGAUCCACAUUUGCGGAUACUUUGCUCACAUCAUGGGGCCCUACAUCGUCUACCUGGCGAACGUCCAUCCAUCUUUGCCUCUGAUAGCGCUGGGUGCCCUGUCCAUCCUCGCCGCGCUACUCGCCUUGACGCUACCCGAGACGAUAGACCAGGAGCUGCCGGAGACGCUCGAGGAGGGCAACGUGUUCGGCAAGGAGCAGAGCUUCUGGUGGAUCCCUUGCGUAAAAGCGACGCAGGAGAAAAAAAAAAAGUACAGAAGAAAGCAGGGCGAGGUGAACAUGGGCUUCAGUCAUGGCAGUUUGUACAGGAUGAGCACUGCUUCUAUUUGAAGGGGCCGACUAUGUGACGAUGCGCCUUAGUAUUGCUAACUGUGAUGAUGCAUGCGGAUAAAGUUUUGGAAGUAUAUUAAAAGUUGUGUCAUACGUACCUAUA
Messenger RNA from Copidosoma floridanum, 2170 nucleotides. Its product is annotated as organic cation transporter protein-like. Gene Ontology annotation, cellular component: membrane. Gene Ontology annotation, biological process: transmembrane transport. Gene Ontology annotation, molecular function: transmembrane transporter activity. The record is from RefSeq and is a predicted model, not a curated record. NCBI's taxonomy places the organism in Eukaryota, Metazoa, Arthropoda, Insecta, Hymenoptera, Encyrtidae.